Molecule: messenger RNA, 561 nt
Organism: Penicillium soppii
Lineage: Eukaryota; Fungi; Ascomycota; Eurotiomycetes; Eurotiales; Aspergillaceae
Product: Polyketide synthase enoylreductase
Exons: 1
Coding region: 1-561 (186 amino acids)
Molecular function (GO): oxidoreductase activity, acting on NAD(P)H
Source: RefSeq, a predicted model, not a curated record
AUGGCCUCCCAAAACGAUAUCCCCUCGAGCCAGACCGCUAUCAUUCAGCACAAAGGUGGUAUUCUCCGAAUAACUCAUGACCUGCCGAUCCACGAACUUGAGCCGCAUCAAAUUUUGGUGAAAACCGCAUCUGUGGCCCUCAAUCCAUGUGACUUUAAGAUGCCUUUGAGAUUUCCAACCCCUGGUCUCUGGGAUGGAUGUGAUUUCUCGGGCACGGUCGUUGCACUGGGCAGCAAGGCGGUUGAAGAAGGCCGGCUGCGCGUUGGAGAUCUCGUGUUCGGUGCUGUUCAAGGCUCGAACCGGUUGCACCCGACAUCUGGGGCCUAUUGCGAGUACAUUCGGACCGAACCAGAUUACACUUUUCAAAUUCCUAAGGGAAUUGCUUUAAAAGAUGCACCCGCUCUUUCUGGCACUGCCAUUGCAACUCUGGGGGUUGCACUCUUUUGGUCGCUUCAAUUGCCCGGUACCUUUGAAUCCCCGGCAGUCAAAUCCGAGGACGUUCUUGUGUACGGAGGAAGCAGUACUGUGGGACUUCUAGCAAUUCAGAUGGUGAAACUGUGA